AAAUCUGUCAUAAAUUUAAUUAGCGACAAAUCAAAACCUUUAAAUUCUACUCUCGGCUUUGAUAAGAUUUAUGUUAUUAAUGAUCCAGAACGACCAGAUAAACGUAAAAAGUUAGAAAGUAUAGAAAAAAAAUUAAAUUUAAAUUUCGAAUUUUCUCCAGCAAUUUCUCAAUCAAAUUUCGAUGCUGUGAAAAAAUUUAAUCCACAUAAUUCAUUGGCACCAUCUGAAUCAGCUCAUUACCUUAGUCAUUAUAUGGUUUAUCAAUCAAUUGUUGAUUAUGGAUAUGAUAGUGCAUUAAUUUUAGAAGAUGAUAUAGAUUUUGAACUUAAUAUCGUAUCAAUUAUGACUAAUACUCGUCGUAAUUUACCUGCUGAUUGGGAAAUUUUAUAUCUUGGUCAUUGUAGUGAAUUAGAAGGUGAUUCUAGUGCAUUUUUAUCUGAUAAUAACGAUGAAUCUUCUGAAUACAAAUUAUUUAAAUCUAAGAAACCUUAUUGUACGCAUGCAUAUGCCGUUUCAUAUGUUGGUGCUAUCAAAAUUUUACAAAACCUUGCAAAACCAUCAAAACUAAUCGAUCUUGGAUUGGUUAACAUGGUUGAACAAGAAAUAAUUACUUCAUAUACUAUUAUACCACCAGUUAUCUCACGAUGGCGCAUUUAUGAUGAAUCGAAUGAGUAUCCCGGUCGAAAAACUUUCGAUAUACCAAGUUUGAAAGAUUCUACUUUAUAUUCCCUUGGACUCACUUUUGAAUCAAAUUCCACCCUUGGUUUUGGUCACAUUUACGUCAUUAACCUUUUAAGUCGACCAGAUAGGCGCAAAAAAUUAGAAACUUUGGCGAAUAAAUUUAAUUUAGACAUUGAAUUUAUUCCCGCAGUUUCUAAAGAUGACGAAGAAGCACAAGUUGAUCCAAGAUCUGGAUUGCGUUCAACUCAUAAGGCCUGUUAUCUUAGUCAUUAUAGAACCUACAAAUUAAUUGAAGAACGUGGAUAUGAAAGUGCUUUAAUUUUAGAAGAUGAUAUAGAUAUAGAACUUAAUAUCGCUUCUAUUAUGACCGAUAUACAUCAAAUUGUACCUUCAGAUUGGGAAAUCUUAUAUCUUGGCUUUUGUAGUAAUUGGGAAGGUUGGGGUGAUCCUAUAGAGGACAAGAAUAACAUUUCUCCAUCUUAUAAAUUGUAUAAUUCAAAAAUGCCGUAUUGUACACACGCUUAUGCUCUUUCGCGUGCCGGUAUCCGUAAGCUAUUAGAAAGACUUACUGAAGAACUAAAAAAUCCAAUUGAUCUUGAAUUAGUUGACAUGGUUGGUAAAAAAUAUCUUAAUGCAUAUACUAUAAUGCCACCGCUUAUUGUACAAUGGCGUUCUCCUAAUAAUCCAUCAGAUAUCUCUCCUGGUCAAAAAGCUUUGGAUUUCUAUUUCUUAAAGAAUUCCGCUUUACAUUAUUUAGGGAUUCUUAAAGAAUCAAAUACUACUUUUGGAUUUAAUUAUAUAUACGCUGUUAAUCAUCCAGAUCGACCAGAUCGACUUGAAAAAUUAGAAUCUUUAUCAGCUAGAUUAUUUUUUGAUAAGGAAAUUUGGCAUGCUAUUCUUGAUAAUAGUACUCAUCAGCUUAAUGAACUUAAUCCAAGUAGCGAAUUAAAACCUUCAGAAAAAGCACAUUAUGUUACUCACUAUAACAUUUAUAAAUCAAUUAUUGAUCGUGAUCAGGGUAGUGGAUUGGUUUUAGAAGAUGAUAUAGACAUUGAAGUUAAUAUUUCACUGAUUAUGACAGAAGUACAUCAAAGUUUACCUAAUGAUUGGGAACUUUUAUAUCUCGGACAUUGUAACAAUUUAGAAGGAAAAUCUAGCGAACCUAUAAUAGUAAACCAAAAUGAUAUUUCAUCUUAUAAAUUAUAUAAAUCUGAGAAGCCAUAUUGCACAUAUGCCUAUGCGGUUUCACGUGCUGGAGCUCAUAAAUUAGUAGAAGCUCUUCGUAAUCCGACAAAAUAUCCAAUUGAUCAAGAGAUUGUUAAAUUGAUUCAAGCAAAAAAAAUCAAAUCCUAUACUUUAAUACCACCGAUUGUCGUACAUUGGCACUUUCCUAAUGAAUCACCAACAGAUAUAUCUCCUGUUGACCAAACUUCUGAUUUUUAUACUUUGAAAAAUUCUACUAUAAAAUUCAUAGGCUAA
Dentiscutata heterogama is the source of this 2160-nucleotide messenger RNA. The record is from the annotation of a GenBank genome assembly. Lineage: Eukaryota; Fungi; Glomeromycota; Glomeromycetes; Diversisporales; Gigasporaceae.